ACGGAGGAGAAGAGGAAUCAUCAUCCCCGUCGUCCACUCCCCCAACUCCUCCCACUGACCGCUGCUGUGCUGCCACUUCCAUUCCGUUCCACUUGGGCACUUGGGUUGUCUUCUUCAACCUCCCUCUCAAUCUGGCAUCUUUCCCCUCCCUUCCCCUUCCAUUGGAUUGGUAGAUAAUUCAUUGGUUGCUCCCCCUGAACCGAGACUGAGGCUGAGACUGAGGCUGAGGCUGGAACUGGAAUUGGAUUUCCGUUAUGAAUGGAAAUGAAAUGAAAUCUCCACCCCACUGAUCUAGUGAUCUUUGAGGCAGUUCCUCUUCCUCGGGAGAGGAGAGAGGGGGAAAAGAGGCCGUCGAAUUCUUGCAUCGUCGUCUUCUCGCUUUGCUUGGCGUUGGUUCCACUUGCACACCAUUCGAUUUCUCUGGUGGCGUCCGCAAGUCCACCUCGUCAAAGCAAGCAAACCUCUUCUCUCUCUCCUGCCAUCAGUCAGAGUCAAGCAAGCUCCCAUUUUUCCCUUGCAGCAGCAGCGGCAGCCCUCCCUCUGCCAUGUCCAGCACCACCACCGCGGCGGCGACGCAGCCCAAGCUCCACCACCUCGCAAAAGCCUGAUUCAUGGCCCCGGCUCCAUCCCCGGCCCCCGCGUCCUCGCGGCCCACUGCCACACCGGCCGACGCUGCGGCCACUCCGCCGGCCGCAGCGGCGCCCCCGCCCCGCCCCUCGCCGCCGCGCGCCGCCCCUCCGCCCUCACACUCGCAGGCUUCUCCACCUCCGCGGCCUACUGCCUCGCCGCCGCCCGCCCCGCCGCGGACAGUUGCUCCUCCUCCAAGGCCCACGCUGCUCUCGCCCCCUCCAACGUCCCCGCCGCCGUCCGCCCCGCCGACGCCCUCGCUCUCUCCACCAAGAACGCAUCCGCCAGAGUCUUCGGCCCCUGCAUCACCUCCUGCCGCCGCUCCGCCGCCCGUGCCGGUGCCAUCAGCACCGACUAGCCACAAGCCAUUGCCUACGCCUGCAACCGCGGCUGACCCGGCCCGCCCCAGCACGAGCAAGAACUCAAGUUUCAACAAGCCGUCGACCCCGGUUCCGCGGCACGGGAGCCCACCUGGCUCUCCUGGCGGCCAUAGUAAUGGUGUCGUUGUAGCCAUCGCUGCGGUGCUUGCCGUUCUUGUGCUUAGCCUCCUUGUCACAGCUGUUUGGUUCACGAACAAGCGCAAGAGGAAGAAAACUGAUGGUUACAGAGCUGGUUUCAUGUCGCCUACCUCGCCUUUUUCUUCACAGCAACCUUCCGGUGACUCGGCAAAUGCAGGCUUGCCAAUCGAUCCUUCUGUCCACACCAGCUUGUCCAAUGGUGCUGGGAGCCCCAGGUUGAAUCAAUGCUUGUCCGAUAUCAGCAUGGGCAACUCCAGGUUCUUCUCAUAUGAGGAGCUGUAUCAGAUUACCGAUGGUUUCUCAGCCCAUAAGCUUCUAGGGGAGGGAGGUUUUGGGUCUGUGUACAAGGGCCGCCUGCCAGAUGGUACAGAUGUCGCCAUUAAACGACUAAAGGAUGGUGGCGGACAAGGGGAACGUGAGUUCCAGGCUGAAGUGGAGAUAAUCAGUCGGGUGCAUCACCGUCAUUUAGUUUCCCUCGUGGGAUAUUGCAUUUCCAAUAACCAAAGGUUACUUGUAUAUGACUUCGUGCCUAAUAACACACUACAUUAUCAUCUUCACGGACGCGGAAUGCCUGUGUUAGAAUGGUCAACCAGGAUUAAAAUUGCUGUUGGUGCUGCUCGUGGAAUUGCUUACCUACAUGAAGAUUGCCACCCUAGGAUAAUUCAUCGAGACAUCAAGUCCUCAAACAUUUUGUUGGAUAACAACUUUGAGGCAAAGGUUGCUGAUUUUGGUCUUGCGAGGUUGGCUUUGGAUGCUGUAACCCAUGUAACAACCCGUGUUAUGGGCACAUUUGGUUACAUGGCUCCAGAGUAUGCAUCAAGUGGCAAAUUGACUGAGAGAUCGGACGUAUUCUCUUUUGGUGUAGUCCUCUUAGAGCUUAUUACUGGUCGAAAACCUGUUGAUGCAUCGAGACCGCUGGGUGAUGAGAGCCUCGUCGAGUGGGCUAGGCCAUUGCUUUCUCGAGCUCUUGAUACAGGCAAUUUGGAAGGGUUGGUUGACCCCAGGCUUGAGAAGAAGUUGAAUGAAGCGGAGAUGUUCCGCAUGAUCGAGGCUGCUGCCGCCUGCAUUCGGCACUCGGCAUCAAGGAGGCCCAGAAUGAGCCAGGUGGUGCGGGUUCUUGAAAGCUUGGCGGACAUCGACCUAACAAAUGGAGUUCAGCCUGGGCAAAGCCAGCUUUUCAACGUGGCCAACACGGCGGAGAUAAGGAUGUUCCAGCGGAUGGUGGCCGGCGCGCAGGAUGACAGCUCCGACUUGAGCCUAUACGGUUGGAGCAGAGGCACGGACGCUGACCCGAGUUCCAGGAUCUUGUGACGAUGGCCUUCUAAGCUUUCUGACUCUGUCUGUAGUAACUCUUCAGUUACCUAGUAGCGAAUUCAGGUGCUUGUAUCGAGUGAAAGUGGUUCCCUGACCGACCUUAAAAUUCUUUGGGAAAUCAAAGUGAUCUGUAGAUUACACAGGUGAGAUAGUGCUUGUUCUCUUUGUUUUUGUAAUGAAGGAAGGUAUUGAUUGGUCACAGUUUAUGCCGAAUUUUGAGA
Messenger RNA from Panicum hallii, 2680 nucleotides. Its product is annotated as proline-rich receptor-like protein kinase PERK8. The coding region runs from base 612 to 2456 and encodes 614 amino acids. The record is from RefSeq and is a predicted model, not a curated record. The transcript has 8 exons. Gene Ontology annotation, biological process: protein phosphorylation. NCBI's taxonomy places the organism in Eukaryota, Viridiplantae, Streptophyta, Magnoliopsida, Poales, Poaceae. Gene Ontology annotation, molecular function: protein kinase activity; ATP binding.